Clonostachys rhizophaga is the source of this 483-nucleotide messenger RNA. The record is from the annotation of a GenBank genome assembly. Lineage: Eukaryota; Fungi; Ascomycota; Sordariomycetes; Hypocreales; Bionectriaceae.
AUGUCUGACGCCGAGCUCGACCGCGACUGGAAGCCCAACGGCCGUCGCCCGCAAUCGACGAUUGCUCGCUCCUUCUCUGCCGAGCUCAUGGAUAUUUUCCGCAUUGAGAAUGACAUCUCUGACCUCGAUAAGGAGGUUGACCAAAGGAAGCAGAAAGUUGGAAAGAGCAACGAUGAGCUCGCGUCUCUUGAAGCCCGCCUCAAAGAAAUGGAAAACCGUCUGCGUCGAACUCAGCACCACGUCCGCCAGUCAAUCUCCCACCCCCCAGGGGGCAUGUCGUCCAAGGUUCCAGACUUCGCCAGCAAGAAUGAGACCGAACAGAGUUCACCAGCGGCAGACGGCUCAAAGAACCGCUCCCGGCCAGGCACUGCCCGCGCAGCUCAGCCAGCUCCUGGUUCAGGCAAUAUGCCACCAACCCCCGGGGCCAGUGAAGGUGAAUAUUAUCUUGUCACCCAGGAAGAUUUGGACGACACCCGGCGCUGA